Cynocephalus volans (Philippine flying lemur) is the source of this 753-nucleotide messenger RNA. Its product is annotated as chloride intracellular channel protein 4-like. The transcript has a single exon. NCBI's taxonomy places the organism in Eukaryota, Metazoa, Chordata, Mammalia, Dermoptera, Cynocephalidae. The record is from RefSeq and is a predicted model, not a curated record. Bases 4 to 753 code for a protein of 249 amino acids.
UCGAUGCCGCUGAACAGAGGGAAGGAGGAGGACAAAGAGCCCCUCCUCGAGCUCUUCGUCAAGGCUGGCAGUGAUGGGGAAAGCGUAGGAAAACGCCCCUUUUCCCAGAGGCUCUUCAUGAUUCUUUGGCUCAAAGGAGUUGUAUUUAGUGCCUCAACCGUUGACCUGAAAAGGAAGCCUGCAGACCUGCAGAACUCGGCUCCUGGGACCCACCCGCCAUUUAUAACUUUUAACAAUGAAGUCAAAACGGAUGUCAAUAAGAUCGAGGAAUUUCUUGAAGAUGUCUCAUGCCCUCCCAAGUACUUAACGCUUUCACCAGAACACCCCGCAUCAAAUACUGCUGGAAUGGACAUCUUUGCCAAAUUCUCUGCAUCUAUCAGGAAUUCAAGGCCAGAGGCUAACGAAGCACUGGAGAGGGGUCUCUUGAAAACACUGCGGAAACUGGAUGAAUAUCUGAAUUCUCCCCUCCCUGAUGAACUUGAUGAGACUACUAUGGAGGACAUUAAGUUUUCUACACGUAAAUUUCUGGACGGCAAUGAAAUGACAUUAGCUGAUGGCAACCUGCUGCCCAAACUGCACAUUGUCAAGGUGGUGGCCAAAAAAUAUCGCAACUUUGAUAUCCCAAAAGGAAUGACUGGCAUCUGGAGAUACUUAACUAAGGCUUAUAGUAGGGAUGAGUUCACCAAUACCUGUCCCAGUGAUCAGGAGGUUGAAAUAGCAUAUAGUGAUGUAGCCAAAAGACUUACCAAGUAA